AGCUCCUCCAGUGCACGGACUGGGAUCCUCUAUUACAGCUGCGCUCGUCUGGGGGACACUCAGGUUCUCGUCACUCGGGGCCCCCAAUAUAUCAGAGGCGGAUGGGGAAGAUGUCCGCCCUCGCUGUGCUUCUCCUCCAUGUGUCUGCGGUGUGUUCUGACAGUCACUCUCUGCGAUAUUACUACACGGCGGUCUCAGCUCUGGGGUCCAGGCUGCCGGAGUUCUCCAUAGUCGGAUACGUGGAUAAUCGGGAGAUCGUGAAUUAUAACUCAGAGAGCGGAAGAGCGAAACCGAAGGUGAAGUGGAUGGAAAAGGUGGAUCCAGGAUACUGGGAGGAACAGACACAGAGCGCUAAAGGAGAUGAGGCCGUAUCCAGACAUAAUGUGAGGACAGCAAUGAGCCGCUUCAACCAGACCGGAGGUUUCCAUAUUGUCCAGUGGAUGUACGGCUGUGAGCGGAGAGAUGACGGCAGCGUCACAGGAUACGAUCAGUACGGAUAUGAUGGAGGAGAGUUCCUGUCCCUGGACACACAGACGUGGACAUAUAUCCCCACCAUGUCCCAGGCUCAGAUCACCGCACAGAAAUGGAACAGUCGGGAGGUACAAGUGGUGGAGAGACAGAAGAAUUAUCUGGAGAAUAUCUGUAUAGACUGGCUGCAGAAACAUGUGGAGAACGGGAGAGAAGAUCUGGAGAGGAGAGUUCAGCCGCAGGUGAAGGUCUCCGGUCAGAAGAAAGGUGACACCAUGAUGCUUCACUGCCAGGUGUACGGAUUUCACCCCCGAGCUGUGCACGUGAAGUGGAUGAAGAAUGGGGACGACGUUCCCGACUAUGAGACCACACACACCCUCCCCAAUCCUGACGGCACCUAUCAGAUCAGGGUCAGUGCGGAAGUGAUCCCCAAAGAGGGCGAGAGUUACUCCUGUUAUGUGGAUCACAGCAGCCUGGGCGAGCCGCUGAACGUUGUGUGGGAACCAAGUAAUCCGAGUGUCUGGGUCACCCCUGUGGUCGUAGCUGUGGUGGUCAUCAUUCUUCUUGCUGCUGCCAUUGGUGGAUUUGUCCUAUACAGAAGAAAGAAAGCCGACUACACGGCGACCAGCACUUCAGACACUUCGUCAUCUGAUGCGCCCGAUAAUGCAGCUAAAGCCUAAUGAUCCAGACGAGCGGCCAUGAGCUUCCAUUCUUCUAGAAGACAAGGAAUCUCACCUUUCCAUCUGUCAUUACUUCCCUUCAUUGUGUGUAAUGUAGAAGAAACCUGCCAUAUACAAUCAUCUGAUUUCUAUUCAGCCUAAUCCUGGAAUAAAAUGGCUGCUGAGACAAUUUCACCCACAGAAACAUCUCACAAACGAGCAGAAAGAUUAGGCACCUAGGGGGAGAUUUAUCAAGACCAGCGCUUUCUGUGUCAGUCUUGAUAUCUCCUGUGCUGCCGGGGGAUGCACCCAACUGACUCAGGUCUCCUCAUAAAUUAACCGCUUCCUCCGACAGUCUGUGCACCUAAACAGAAAUCUGCGGCCGCCUUGAGCUACCGUAGAUUUUUGACUUCAUUUGUUCCAGAAAACUGGUGUAAAGGAAAAUAGUCACCUUUGUCUCAGGUGUUGGCCACAACACUUUCCCAGCCUCGUUACACCCUCUUUUGGAAAAGUGGCAAUGGCAGCUUAAAAGAGGCAC
Bufo bufo (common toad) is the source of this 1665-nucleotide messenger RNA. RefSeq names its product H-2 class I histocompatibility antigen, Q9 alpha chain-like. The record is from RefSeq and is a predicted model, not a curated record. Lineage: Eukaryota; Metazoa; Chordata; Amphibia; Anura; Bufonidae. Gene Ontology annotation, biological process: immune response. Gene Ontology annotation, cellular component: external side of plasma membrane. The coding region runs from base 102 to 1148 and encodes 348 amino acids. The transcript is spliced from 8 exons.